Messenger RNA from Zophobas morio, 1092 nucleotides. Its product is annotated as regucalcin-like. The record is from RefSeq and is a predicted model, not a curated record. Bases 94 to 1026 code for a protein of 310 amino acids. Lineage: Eukaryota; Metazoa; Arthropoda; Insecta; Coleoptera; Tenebrionidae. The transcript is spliced from 5 exons. Gene Ontology annotation, biological process: L-ascorbic acid biosynthetic process. Gene Ontology annotation, molecular function: gluconolactonase activity; calcium ion binding.
UCAUUCCUUACUUUCACUUCAAGGUAGCUUUCCGUGGCCUUGAUACGCUCAUUUGUGAGUUCUUGUGCGUCUUUGCGACCAAUUUCUUAAAAGAUGGCUCCAAAAAUCGAAAAACUGACUGAAAGUUUCCGUUUGGGUGAAGGUCCUCAUUGGGACAAAGCGACACAAAGCCUCUACUUCUUGGACUGUAUUUCGCAGAACCUUGUCAGGUAUGACCCGGCAACGAAGAAGGUCACGAAAGCAUCAGCUGCCCCAAAACAACCCACUUUUAUAAUUCCCGUGGAAGGCAAAAAAGGUCAGUUUAUUAUUUCUUUGAACAAGGAACUAGCGAUUAUAUCGUGGGACGGUGAAAGUGACAAGUUCUCAAUCGUCGAGAAAUUGUGUGUUGCGGAUGAUGCACCAGAAACCGCUAAUAAUAAAUUCAAUGACGGGAAAUGCGACUCUUCGGGAAGACUGUGGGCUGGGACCCUCAAUAUUGAUAAAGAAGAUGAAGAUAAAACUCUACCAGUGGGGACUCUGUACAGUUUUGAUUCUAAAAGGCAGUUGAAAGGGCAAGUUAGCAAAGUUCGGCUAACAAAUGGGAUCGCUUUUAAUGAUAAAACGAAAAAAAUGUUUUACAUAGAUACGCUAAAGGGUUCAGUUGAUCGGUUCGACUUUGACGUUAUUAAUGGGACUAUAACUAAUAGACAAGCCUGGUUUACACUGGCGAAAAAUAAUGUUCCUGGGAAACCAGACGGGAUGACUAUAGAUACAGACGGGAAUUUGUGGGUGGCUGUGUUUGAAGGGGCUCGAGUUAUUAAAGUUGACGGGAAUAAAUCUGAAACGUUGUUAGAUACGAUUGAGCUGCCAGCACAACAGGUAACGUCCGUUUCAUUUGGUGGUCCAAAUCUAGAUGAAUUGUACGUCACAUCUGCUUCAUUUGAAUACAAAGGACGAACUCCACCACCACCUGAUAAUGGAGCUUUGUACAAGAUUACAGGAACUGGGUCCAAAGGACUGCCUGCUAACAAUUUUAAGCUGGCAUAAAAAUGAAAACUUUGCAACCGUUGUAUGUCUAAAAUAAAAUAAAAACGCAAUUGUUUCUUUCGUUUA